AUGAGUGGGCAAGUGGCAUCAACAUUGGGACCUACAGGUCAAGCUUCUUCCCAGCUGGAUAAACCUGUGGUUGACCAGCAGCCCAGUGUUGAGCAACCUCAACAAGAGGAACCACCAGCUGAGAUUCAGGAUAUCACACCUGGAAAGGAGGAAGUCGAUGGAGAGGAUCCAGUGAAUCCUGAUGAAGAGAGGGAGAAGGAUGCCCCUGGAGUUUUUUUUUUUAAAGAUUCUGACCUGGAAACUGAUCUCCAGAAAUUGGCUGUGGCAACGACUGGGGGUCAAGGUGGAGAUGGUCCUGAUGUCAAGGAGGAGAUUGCAUCAAAUAGAGAGCCUGUUGAAAUGCCAGAAGCAGGGAGAAAUAUGAGUGGACAAGUGGCAUCAACAUUGGGACCUACAGGUCAAGCUUCUUCCCAGCUGGAUAAACCUGUGGUUGACCAGCAGCCCAGUGUUGAGCAACCUCAACAAGAGGAACCACCAGCUGAGAUUCAGGAUAUCACACCUGGAAAGGAGGAAGUCGAUGGAGAGGAUCCAGUGAAUCCUGAUGAAGAGAGGGAGAAGGAUGCCCCUGGAGAUUCUGACCUGGAAACUGAUCUCCAGAAAUUGGCUGUGGCAACGACUGGGGGUCAAGGUGGAGAUGGUCCCGAUGUCAAGGAGGAGAUUGCAUCAAAUACAGAGCCUGUUGAAAUGCCAGAAGCAGCAUUGAACAAACCUAGCCAGAAUAGUCUUGACUAA
Molecule: messenger RNA, 732 nt
Organism: Rangifer tarandus platyrhynchus (Svalbard reindeer)
Lineage: Eukaryota; Metazoa; Chordata; Mammalia; Artiodactyla; Cervidae
Source: the annotation of a GenBank genome assembly